CUUUCGUCAUCGAAAUAUGGCGACUGCCAUUCUCUCAUGAUUUUGGUGUCUCGCCUCAACUGCGUUCGGAGUAGUACCGUUUUCGUGUUGGUGUCGAACGAUGCAUGUGUUCAAUUUCACUGGACUAGUUGAUUGCUAAAUCCAGUUGGAAAGAUGUCUAAGCGAACAAAGGGUGCUUUGGUGGGCUUGGUUGCUGAAUACAACAGUGAUAGCGAUGAUGAAGACACGCAAUCCUUCCCUUCCCAAAGUUCUAAAAUUGAUGACACGGUUUCAAGAACUCCCAGCCAAAAUUCCCAUCAGGAUGGCUACUCUGUUCAAGGGAAUUCUUAUGUGGACAGCACCAACAGCCAUCAGCAGUUUGCUUGGCAAGAGUGCUAUGAUGACAGCACAGGAUAUCCAUAUUAUUGGAAUUACCAAACCAAUGAAGUGACAUGGGACCCACCUCAAGAAUCCCUGUUGUACCAGAAGGAGUCAACUAUAACCCAAAACUGUGACUUCACUGCUGAGAGAAGUGUUGCCAGUACACAGCAGCAUUCUCAGGCAGUUACCAGCUCUGCACCUGGGCCUAGCACUACAAGGCCCUCCAUAUCGAUGCUCCCAAGUCAUUCAAAUCAUCCUGUUUCAAGUGGUACAACCAAGAUGAAGAAGGAAAUGACAGAGGAAUUUCUUGAAACCUCUGGAACCAGCAAAGCAGAUAUGGAGAAUGAAGGAAAGAUUGAGUUGAUCACCUCCUAUGGACCAGUCAGUUCAUCUGAUGAUUCAGAAGGGGAGACAACUGCAGACGAAGUUGCUCAGAAGUUGGGUCCAAGAAAGAGGAAGCAGACAUCCUUGAUGAUAUCUCGAUCUGCUUCUCCAGACUCAACUGAUAUUCCUACCUAUGGACCUCAACUCCCACCAGACCAUUCCAAACAGGCAAUUCCACCAAAGAAGAAGAAAAAAACAGCUCCCCCUGACUCUGAAUCUUCCCGAAAUCCAAUCUUCACAGCCUCACUCUUUGUGGGACCUGUUCUUCCGGGGAUGGAGAAUACCAUGAGUACUCCAGCAGUCACCUCAGAGGAGGCAGAGUCCUCAACAGGGGCAAAGCUCCAGGGAAACAGCUCAAAAUUAUGUCAAAAGAAGUCAACAAAAUGGAGAUCACCUGACUCCAGUGAGUCAUUUGCCUAUGGCCAAGCAUCAGGCUCCAAUGGGAUUCUCCCUGAUUCCAGACAAAGUGAAGAGCCCACAUGUGAUAAUGAGCCAAGUGGCAAAGUAGGUGAAGGUGUACCAGAUGAUAUAAAUGACAUUAUUGCUGAGAUUGAAAAGGAAACCCCUCCAGACUAUGAACCUGAAACCUGUGUCCCACUUCCAAGUAAGUGCAUGCCAGAAGAAACUUCACUGUCAGUGCUGCUCCCCCCAAAGGUAGAAGACAAAGAAGAAGAAAAUAAACCAUCUGUUCUGCAGGAUGACCAGAUCUCCGAUUCUAAGAAGGCUUCUUCAUCUAGCAAUCCAUGGGAAAAACAGAGCAUUACUGUGAAGAACAAUCUCCCCGAUUCUACCACCUCUAUCAGAAACCAAGUGUUUGAAAUUACAGCUGAUGCCUUUGGGAAGAAGGUAGGAGCAGUAAGUUCAAAGUAUACCCAGGAUGGAUCUCUCCAUAGAGGGUUUGGUUAUAGUCCUGAAAGGGAAUGGAAGGAUGGGCAAAGUGAGUUAAAGAAGCAGGAGGAAAGUGUGUUCAGCAAAAUCUCCUUCAUCAAAGGAGAGACUUUGGUACAGAUAAAAGAAGAAAUGCCUAUCUCUACUACUUCUACUCCAUCCACAUCUCCAUUUACUGCCUCAGAACCCACAAAGUUGGUGACAAAGUGUCACACACAGGAUGCUGGAACUUCACCUUCAGACUCACCUCCUCCAGAGCUCUUACCACCUGAACUCAAAAAAUCAUAUGAAGAUCUUUGUGCCAGACUCCUUGCCUUGAACAGUGAUUUCAAAGAAGCCUCUGAAGCAUCCUUCUUAUUUGCUCAGAUACAGGCUUUAGGGAAAGCCUGGGAAGAAAGGGCCUUGCUCAACAUUUACUUUGCCAAAUGGAUUGAGGAGACACUUGCUCGUAUGCCCUUCCUGGAACAGGAAAUCCUGCCUCCCAACUGGUCGUGCCAGUGGAUUAGGACUGACAAGAUCUACUGCUACACUCACAAGGAGAGCAGGAGGAGCCAGAAGGAACCUCCAAGGGAUAAUGGCAUCAGAAAAUCCCCAACAAGCAAUAAUGAAAUUUCAAAUGAUGCAUCAACCACCACUUCAACAUCUUCAUGGAUGCCUCAGCUGCCACCACCACCCCCAUUGCCAGAAGCUCUCCCACCCCCACUGCCUCCCUUGCCUCCUCUCCCUCCACCCCCUCCACCCCCAACCAUCAGUUCCCAUUCCCCGUAUGAGCCUCCACCCCCAGGAGAGGUCCUGUCUCCAUCUUCAACAACAGCAUCAUCUGAUCAGACAUUCCAUCUGCCUCCUGUCCCUCCUCCACCAAGAAUCUCAGCCACCCAACCUCCUGUUCCUCCUGAGUCCCCUCCUCGUCUUUCUAAUUCCAAGUCAUCUCACCCUGACUCGACAGAGAAGACCUCACCUUCACCUAAUGGAGAUGAGAUGGAUCUUGAUACUGAUGAUGAAACAGCAGAAGAGUCAGGUCCAUCAUCAACUGCAGAAAUCCCAUCCAAAGAUGACAUAACAUAUUAUUCUACAGCUAGUGCCUAUGACAUGACUCACAUGAGUUAUUACUACUCACAAGCAUUUGUGAUGCCACAGUAUGCUGCAUCAGCUACUCACACAAUUGCCAGACCACCAGAAAAGAAGGACCAACUCAGUGUAGAACUCUCAUCAUUUUAUUCCGACCUUGCUGAUCUGAAGUCGGAGGAAUAUGACAAGUCAGACUCCAAUGCUACAGGUGAGAAACCUACAGAGGAAGAUUCUGCUGCUUUGCGUCAAUCUAAGCCAGAACAAAGUGAAGUCCCCUCCACUAGUGCUUUUGCAUGUGAGUCUGAAUUGCCAAACCAUUCGAACUCGGAACAAGAAACCCUUCUGCCAGUGAAAGAAAAGAAGCUGAGAAAGCCUAAGAUGUCAUCAUCUCUCACGUUCAAGAAGAAGAAUGUCUCCUCGCUGGUAGCCAAGUGGCAACAGGUCCAACAAGCCUAUAAGUGAACUUGCUUGUCUAUUCCUAAAUUAUUUUAAUCACAAUGAAAUGUUUUAAAAGUGAA
Darwinula stevensoni is the source of this 3218-nucleotide messenger RNA. The record is from the annotation of a GenBank genome assembly. Lineage: Eukaryota; Metazoa; Arthropoda; Ostracoda; Podocopida; Darwinulidae.